Messenger RNA from Spinacia oleracea (spinach), 4203 nucleotides. RefSeq lists its product as uncharacterized. Gene Ontology annotation, cellular component: nucleus. Gene Ontology annotation, molecular function: RNA polymerase II transcription regulatory region sequence-specific DNA binding; histone binding; chromatin binding. The record is from RefSeq and is a predicted model, not a curated record. Bases 373 to 3912 code for a protein of 1179 amino acids. NCBI's taxonomy places the organism in Eukaryota, Viridiplantae, Streptophyta, Magnoliopsida, Caryophyllales, Amaranthaceae. The transcript has 23 exons. Gene Ontology annotation, biological process: positive regulation of transcription by RNA polymerase II.
GAAAAAACCUGCCAUUGGCUUUCUUCCUUCUUCCACAAAUUUUCUCUCUCCUCAAUUUCCCCCAUUUUACAUGUCUCUCGCUUUUUCUGUUCGUUGUCAGAAUUCCAAUCAAAUUUUCGCAAAAAUUUCAAGAUCUUCAAUUUUUCGCAAAAUUUUCAGAUCUUUGUUAACCUAAUUUCAAACUUUUCAUUGAAUUUCAAAUUUCUUCUUCAAAAAAAGAAAAAAAUAUCUAGUUUUUUACGAGUGUUUUCUCGGUAAAAGGUUGAGACAUCUAGGGUUAUUGAUUUGCAAUUUGUUUUGUGAGUUAUGAUAUAGUUUGAAUUGAAAAAAGUUGAAGGAGAUUGUUGUGAUUGAUGUUUUGAACUCGGAGAAAUGAAGCGUGAGUUAGCGGCAUUGGAGGUGAAGUCUCCGGUGAUUGGGAGAACGACUCGUUCAAGUAAGAGGCUUUCUGUUGGUGGUUCUGGUACAGUUUCUGAGAGUUUAGUGUAUAAGAGAGUGAAAAGGUCGACGGUUCGAGUUCAAAAACCAGAGUUGUUGAGUAAUGGUGGUGGUAGUAGUGUCGUCGAGGUUUCGGAGGCGAGUGGAGCUGUAGGAGAACAGAGUGGGGCUCAUGAUGUGCGACCGGUGGUGGAAACUGGUGUGCCAGAGGUGGAGGAGAGAGAAAUUGGUGUGCCAGAGGUGGGGGAGAGAGAAAAUGGUGUGGCAGAGGUGGAGGAGAGAGAAAUUGGUGUGGCAGCUGGGGUAUGUAGUGAAGUUGUGAAGUCAGUGUGUGAUGUGGGAGUCGGGAAUGUUGAUGAAUUUUCAUUAAUCGCCGUCGAAGAGGAGGAUGUCAAUGGGGGCUCUUUGGUUGGGGUAGUAGAGGUAGAUUAUCAGGAUGCAGUUUAUGAUGAUGCGCAGGCUAAUGGUGGUAGUAUUGAACUUGAUAAUGGUAAGGUGGUGGAAGGAGUUUCAAUUAAAUCCCCGUUGAAAGCUAAUGGUAAUUCCAAGAAAUUGAAAUCAUCUCUUUAUAUAUAUCCAAAGCGGUUUACGCGAUCAGCAUUGAAAUCUAAAGUGGAUACUUUGACAUUAGGGAAUGACUCUGGAGAGAAAAAUAAGGAAAAUUCCGGUAAUGGAGAGAAAAAUAAGGAAAAUUCUGGUAAUGGAGAACUUCGUAAGGAAAUAGUAGUCUUUUCCGAACCUCCAAUGACAGAGUGUAAUAAAGUAAAGAAUUCAUUUGUAGAGAAAUAUACAAGAAGGGUUACUCGUUCAGCGUCGAAGCCUAAAGUGGAUGACAAUAACUUGCACUUGGUGGAGCCUGUCACUCUAGGCAGGGAAAAGCCGGUAUUGGUCACUGUAGAUAGCAAAAAAGCCAUACCUGUUACUCUAGAUAUAGAAAAGGCAGUGCCUGUCACGAUCAAUGAGAUUGCAGAAUGUGAAGUUGACAAAGAUAUUGCAGAACCGAACUCACCAACUCGGAGGAAGAAGUUGGAGAUAAAAAUGUCAAAACAGAUAUCCAAUGCAAAAGUCCCAAGCAAUGUUCAGGAGCUUCUUGCCACAGGUUUGCUGGAGGGGUGUCCAGUUUAUUAUGAUGGAGGCAAGGGGUUGAAGCUUAAUGGAAGAAUUAGAGGUAUUGGUAUACUAUGUUCUUGUGGCUUGUGCAGAGGAUGCAAAGUUAUCCCUCCUUCUCUAUUUGAGAUUCAUGCUUGUAACAAGUACAAACGGGCAGUACAAUACAUAUUUCUUCAGAAUGGGAGGAGUUUAAUUCAUAUACUAAAAGCAUGCAAGAGCACUCGUCUUAACACAUUAGAAGCCACAGUUCAAAAUGCUAUUGGUCCUUUGCCUGAAAAAAAAAUUAUUGUUUGUCAGAAUUGCAAAGAGCCAUUUUCCUCCAUGGACGCAGAAAGUUCAGAGCCAGUCUGCAGUAAAUGUGUGAUGUUGAAUCUGUCCCCUAUUGGCCCAGUGUACUCGACUCGUAAACGGUGUAGGUCUUCAAAUUUUGGUUUUCCUUCUGAAGCUGCUUCAGCAUGUGACAUGGUUCAAGAUAGUAGUCCUAAAAGUUCAGUUAAAAGGUCAGGUAAGGAAUUUCAUACUCCAAAGUCGCGAACUUCUCAAGCUGAUUGUCCUGAUGUGCUUCAAGAUAGAAGUCAAUCAAAAUCAGUUGCAAGAUCAGCAGGUGUGUUUCUUACGCCGAAGUUGCGCAGCAGUUCAAGGAUUGGAAGAAUUUCAGAAACAAAGAUUUCAGAGGAACUAAAAAACUCACCAGAAGCAUCUACUGUACCAAAGACUUGUAGCAGUCCCGUCAUGGAAAAAUCUUCGGGAGCAAAGCAUCUCAAGAAAUUGAAUAGAAGGUCAUCUAAACCAGCUUUGUCUCCGAAGCCUUCCAAAUCGACUUUGGUAGGAAAAUCUUCAUCUGGAAAUACUCGUGCAAAAGUUUCAUCAAGGUUAAGAGAAGAACUUGUGACCCCCAAGGCUUCUAAGACUUCUUCAGCUCUUAUAUCUUCAGAGAAGAAGACCAGUGGGAAAAUUACAAGAAAAGAUCUUCGGCUACAUAAGUUAGUUUUUGAAGAUGAUGUAUUGCCCGAUGGAACUGAACUUGGCUAUUAUGCGAGAGGACAGAAAUUACUUGAUGGCUUCAAACAGGGUUUUGGAAUUUACUGUAAUUGCUGUAAUUCGGUGGUUAGUGCUUCACAGUUUGAGGCACAUGCUGGUUGUGCUUCUCGGAGAAAACCGUAUUGCUAUAUAUACACAUCAAAUGGGGUCUCACUACAUGAGUUAUCGGUAACUCUAAUCAAAGAUCGUCAGCAUUCUGCCAAGUACAAUGAUGAUCUGUGCUCAAUUUGUGCUGAUGGAGGGAAUCUUCUUCUUUGCGAUGGAUGUCCAAGAGCCUUUCACACGGAGUGUGCUUCUUUGCCAAGCAUACCUCGUGGGAAAUGGUAUUGUAAAUACUGCCAGAACAUGUUUGAAAGGGAGAAGUUUGUUGCACAUAAUGCUAAUGCUCUUGCUGCUGGAAGAGUAACUGGAGUUGAUUCCAUAGAACAAAUAACUACACGGUCAAUUCGAAUUGUCAACAACCUUGCAUCUGAAGUUAGUGCCUGCAUAUUAUGCAGAGGGUUUGACUUUUGCAAGUCAGGAUUCGGGCCUCGUACAAUUAUCCUCUGUGAUCAGUGUGAGAAGGAGUAUCAUGUUGGCUGCUUAAAGGAUCAUAAUAUGGCUGACCUUGCGGAGUUGCCGGAUGGGAACUGGUUUUGUAGCAUGGACUGUGGGAGGAUUGAAUCUUCUUUGCAGAAUCUUCUGGUUCGAGGAGUUGAAAAGCUUCCUGAUUCUCUUCUGGAUAUUAUCAUGAAAAAGAACAUGCUAAUUGGUUCUGAUAGUGGAACUGAUUUGGAAGUAAGCUGGAGACUUCUUAGUGGAAAAAUUGCAUCUCCUGAAACAAGACCUUUGCUCUCGCAGGCUGUAGCUAUCUUCCAUGAAUCUUUCGCCCCAAUCAUUGAUGUGGUGUCUGGACAUGACCUUAUACCCGCAAUGGUUUAUGGGAGGAAUGUGGGUGGCCAAGAAUACGGAGGGAUGUACUGUGCUGUGUUAACCGCCAACAAAGUUGUUGUGUCAGCUGGAAUAUUCCGUAUAUUUGGUCCAGAAGUUGCAGAACUCCCGUUAGUCGCAACAAGCAGUGGUAAUCAUGGCAAAGGUUAUUUCCAGACACUAUUUGCAUGCAUCGAGAGACUCUUGGCAUUCCUUAAAGUUAAGACUUUAGUACUUCCAGCAGCCGAGGAGGCAGGAACUAUCUGGACAGCUCGUUUUGGUUUCACGAAGAUGACAGUUGACGAGAUUUCUGACAUGAAGAGAAAUUUGUGGUCAUUAGUACGGUUCCAGGGAACCUCUAUGCUACACAAGCCGGUUCCAGAGUGCCGUGAUUUUGAAAGUACAGCUGAAUAGUUUAGCUUAUAAAUGAGCAGACCUUGGUAGGAGACCACAUUUUUGGUUGAUUACAGAGUAGAUUUUCAGUUCUAGGUUUUGAUUUUCUUUCAUAUUAAUUCAUAUUGGUCAGCAAAAGUUCUGUAAUUAUUCAUGCUACCAAAUCUUUUCAGUUGUUUGAUUGUUAUGGUCUGUUUUUACAGUAAAAAAAAGGGAAAGGGGGAGAGAGCCGAUGGAUAGGUUGUAUUAUUUUAAUUUGCCUUGUUGCGCUUAGUAACUAAAAAUUACUAUUCAAUUACUCAUGAAAAACUG